Messenger RNA from Plectropomus leopardus (leopard coralgrouper), 726 nucleotides. NCBI's taxonomy places the organism in Eukaryota, Metazoa, Chordata, Actinopteri, Perciformes, Serranidae. The record is from RefSeq and is a predicted model, not a curated record.
UUUAGUGGAUUCCCAGUGUUACCGUCAUGUUUUCUCCCCUCAUAAAUCUGUUUUUUACCCGCACUGAUUGAACUACCAUCGUGCUGUCUGUGUCUCCUUCAGGCCACGCUGACCCUGCAGGUUUCCUACAUCCCUCCUCCAGGAGCCGCUCCAAUCUUUCAGCCUCCUCCUCUGCCCGAGGCUCUGCCCCACAACAACCCCGGCGUGGAGCUGGACACCGUCACAAUGAUCUCUCUGGACACUCUGGGCGAGGAGGACACAGAGAGUAUGAUGAUGAUGGAGCAGACAGAGGACCAGGGGCCCGACGACGGACGCUCCAUGGUCAUCGCCGGCCCUCAGGGGCCCACGGGCCAGGAGUCCCCCACCACCCAGACGCCGAAACGCGCCCCACCGUCCUACAACACCCACGGAGGUCUGAGGAAGAGGAGGAGAGGAGCCAGCAGUCAGCCCAAACCGCUGCCCAACAAGCCACAGGACUUACAGGUUCGUGUGCGAGUCAUCGAGGGCCGACAGUUGCCGGGUAUCAACAUCAAACCUGUCGUCAAGGUAACGGUAGCCGGACAGACCAAGAGGACCCGAAUCAGAAAAGGCAACAACCCGUUCUUUGAUGAGACGUUCUUCCUGAACUUCUUCGAGACUCCGUCAGACCUGUUUGAUGAACCCAUUUUCAUCACUGUGUGCGACUCUCGCUCGCUCAGAACUGACGCUGUGAUCGGAGAGUUCAAG